AACAACGCAGGGAAAUAAUGUACAGACAGGUAAGUAAGUAUUGGGUAUUUUUUAAUACAGGGUACUGUAGUUACAAUGGAGGUCUAAGGGCAGUACAGGGUACUUACUUACAACAGGCGUCUAAUGGUAGCUAUUGAACUCCAUUAACUAAGAUACUUACAUAAAUUAUUUCAUGAACAUGUGUUAAUUAAUGGAGUUCAAUAGCUGCCCUUAGACUUCCAUUGUAAGUGAGUAUUGAGUAUUUUGUAGUACAAGGUAAUGUACAAUACUUACAAUGGAGCUCUAAGGGCAGUACAGAGUACUUAAUCAUAAUGGACGUCUAAGGGCAGCUUCUGAACUCCAUUAACUAACAUACUUGAAUAAAUUCUUUCUUGAAAGUGUGAUAAUUCUCCUUUAAUUAUCACACUUUCAGGAAAGAAUUUAUGUAAGUAUGUUAGUUAAUGGAGUUCAGUAGCUGCCCUUAGACUUCCAUUGUAAGUGAGUAUUGAGUAUUUUGUAGUACAGGGGAAAGUGUCAAUUCUUGUCUGUGGUAAUCACACGUAGGGGGGAAAAAACGCUUGCACUGGUUAAUAAUACAGUCAUUGAAAUAUUACAUACAUGUGAUAAGCCAUGAACAUUGUGGUGACAUAAAAGCAUAAAUAAAAAUAGACUUACAGCACAUAAAUGCUCUUACAUUUGUCCAUUUGUCUCGUGUUAAAUUGUCAGAAAAAUAUGAACUGGAGACUGAGAGCCAUUCUCAUUUGGCAGCGAUCCAAAUGCAAAAAGAAAUGUGCAAGCUUCUACAGUGCAUGCAAAAGUUUGUGCACCCUUUAGGACAAAAUGGCAGACAAAAAUGACUUCUUCUAACAAUGUGUUUUAGAUUGCCUAUUGUGUAAAUUGUGUAUGUUAAGAUAAUAUUAGUCAAAAAAACUGAUAUCACUUAAAAGUUAGUAUCUCCCUUUUUUUUGUCCGUCCUCUGUAUAUUUGUAUGUCUAUUUUUUUUUUAAAAAGAUUCUGUAUUAAACAUUAUUUUGGCUCAUUAACAUUAACAUUACUAUUUUAUGCCUAUCAUGAAGAAGUUUUGUUUUGUUUUUCUGACUGUGUAUAUACUCAUCUACUUCCCUGGCCUUGCAGACGAAGCCUCGUUAAUAAAUUCAAAGUGAAAUUCAUUGUGAGGAAUCUGAGCUUAAUUCUUAGUAAGUGUUUGCCGUUUCUAUAGUAACAGACCCCUCCUUCCUCCCCCCUGCUGUGACUGCGAUACAAUGGAGCUGCUAUCAUUUCUCUCCUCAAUCCGAAUGUAAACGUAGUGGCGUUUCUGUUGCAUGAGAAGACGGUGAAGGUGCAUCAUGCAGGAAAAGGACGUGAUGUAUGAUAAAUGGAAACAGCCGGGCUGGAGGAUUGAGCAGAAAUACUCCGACAAAGUGCUCGUAGGCAACUGGGCCGAGGAGAGACUGCAGUUCUCUCAGGAGUGUAAGACAGUAAACAGCAGCUAUAGGCUGGACUUCAGGCCUCAGACGGAUCACAGGCCGGAUGUGAUCGUGAGACGGACGGCGCUGCGUAGAUCUGAGGGUCUUCCAACCAGACUCCUCUUCUCCCAUCAUAACACGCCUGUCUCACAUUACCUGGUCACUCUCUAUGACGAGUCUUAUGGUCGAUGUAGCUCCUCUGGCCUUCCCAAGCUCCGCACCUGGCACACUGACAAGAUGGGUUGGGUCCCUGAGAAAUCAGACCAUCCGCUUCAUGGCCCUCUGACCAACUACGGUCUGACAGAGCUUUGGCGAGCGCAGCUGGAGAAGCAGCGAGCGGGGUCGCACAUGCUCAGUAUGUACAGAGCGGCGUAUCCAGUGCACCCCACAGAUGCAUUCUGUCAGCCUCGGCAUGCCAGAGUGCCACGCCUGACCUCCAUCAGAAAGAACGACCUGGAAAUAAACCACAUGCCAGGAAAUGCUGCUAGACCAAUGUCACCCCUGCCAUGUGUGUAACCCUGCCUUUGUCAUAUUUAUUGUUUGGAAAAAAUGCACAUAUAUGUCAUAUUAGUAAUUCUAAACAGCAUCUAUAUACAUCUUAAUAAAGAAAAAGAUAUCGUACAUAUUGUCCAUGCUGUUAUUUAACAGUCUUACUUUUCCAGGGAUAUGGAAUUUUGAGAACUUCUAGGCUAGAUUUUGAGUUACAUUCAUUAAUAUAUAAGGUUGGAGUCACCGCUACCACCAGCAGGUGGGAUUUGAUUAUUUCACAUCCUAAAGGGUUUUAUUUCUCUUAAAUCACAGCAAUUUACCAAUGAAUACCAACAAAUUAUUCACGUAGCACACGUUUGCACCAGUUAUUGCUGUGUUUAAUGUUAUAGAAUGUCCGGGAGACAAGUAAGUUCAUUAUUUACAGUAUAUUAUAGCAUCUAUAAACAAUAUUUUCACUUAACAGCCUCACAAAAAACCCCAACUUGUCUUGUUACCAAGCAACCACCACAAAAGUCCUUUGUCCUGAAGACUUUCCUAUGGUGGAAAAACCACUGACACUGGAGACUCAUAAAUGUUAACUAUAAAUGUUAAAUAAAUGUCUACUUUCAGAAAUCUUCCCCAUAUCAAUGAUUAUAUGAACAGUUCCACUAAUUUGACUGGUCAAGCGGCGUUCCAAGAGUGCAUAUAUUUCCUAUAACCAC
Ictalurus furcatus (blue catfish) is the source of this 2635-nucleotide messenger RNA. RefSeq names its product cilia and flagella associated protein 107 (gene cfap107). The record is from RefSeq and is a predicted model, not a curated record. The transcript has 4 exons. Bases 1326 to 1961 code for a protein of 211 amino acids. Lineage: Eukaryota; Metazoa; Chordata; Actinopteri; Siluriformes; Ictaluridae.